Molecule: messenger RNA, 911 nt
Organism: Schistosoma guineensis
Lineage: Eukaryota; Metazoa; Platyhelminthes; Trematoda; Strigeidida; Schistosomatidae
Source: the annotation of a GenBank genome assembly
AUGACAAACCAAGUUGUUUUGAAGUAUGAAAAGCUAGAGAAAAUUGGAGAAGGUACAUAUGGUAAAGUCUAUAAAGCGAGGAACCGAGAGACACAUGAAAUUGUUGCACUUAAACGUGUUCGACUAGAAAAUGACGAUGAAGGUAUUCCUAGUUCAGCUUUUCGAGAAAUAUGUCUCUUAAAAGAACUUAAACAUAAAAACAUUGUCAGACUUUUUGACGUCCUGUUAAGCGAGUCAAGGCUAACAAUUGUAUUUGAAUAUUGUGAUCAGGAUUUGAAGAAAUACUUCGACAGUUGUAAUGGUGAUAUAGAUCAGAAUACUGUAAAGCUUUUCAUGUUCCAACUUCUACGUGGUCUUCAGUUUUGUCACAGUCACAACGUUUUACACCGAGACUUGAAGCCACAAAAUCUACUGAUCAAUGAUAAUGGAGAGUUAAAGUUGGCUGAUUUCGGUCUGGCUCGCGCAUACGGAAUACCCGUGCGACAAUACUCAGCAGAAGUUGUCACACUCUGGUAUCGACCACCAGAUGUUCUUCUUGGAGCUAAAUUAUACACAACCUCAAUUGAUAUGUGGUCAGCUGGUUGUAUUUUCGCUGAAAUGUCCAAUGCUGGAAGACCACUUUUUCCUGGUUAUGAUGUUGAUGAUCAAUUGCAGAGAAUUUUUAAAUUAUUAGGAACUCCCACUGAAUCAACCUGGCCAUCUGUUGUUGAAUUACCCGACUAUGAAGUAAGUAUUAAUACAUGACUUUUCUAAAAAAUAAUUGUUUUUCUCUAUCAAAACAUAUAAUCAUUCAACUACAACCUAAAAUAUUCAUCGGAAUUAUUAAAUUGGAACAUAUUUGCUAUGAGACGUUAAAGAUGAUGUGCGCGUCAAUGUUUUGAUGUAUUAAUGAGUGGAUUACGCCAACACCA